Messenger RNA from Lingula anatina, 970 nucleotides. Its product is annotated as dolichol-phosphate mannosyltransferase subunit 1. Lineage: Eukaryota; Metazoa; Brachiopoda; Lingulata; Lingulida; Lingulidae. Gene Ontology annotation, biological process: GPI anchor biosynthetic process; dolichol-linked oligosaccharide biosynthetic process; protein O-linked glycosylation via mannose. Gene Ontology annotation, cellular component: endoplasmic reticulum membrane. The record is from RefSeq and is a predicted model, not a curated record. Gene Ontology annotation, molecular function: dolichyl-phosphate beta-D-mannosyltransferase activity.
UCCCCAUCUUGAUUUCGCGCCAUCUAUGUUCAAACAUUCCACGUCGUUGCUGGCGCUGGCGAGCUUUGCCUUACAACAUGAGUAAAAACAAGUAUUCAGUGCUGCUUCCGACUUAUAACGAGAGGGAUAAUCUUCCUUUAAUAGUGUGGUUGCUGGUGAAGUAUUUUGAAGAGAGUGGACACCAGUUUGAGAUAAUAGUGAUAGAUGAUGGCAGCCCAGAUGGUACCCUGGAAGUGGCAAAACAGCUAGAGAAAAUCUAUGGCAAAGAAAAGAUAGUUCUGCGCCCUCGUGCUAAGAAGCUUGGACUGGGCACAGCGUACAUACAUGGUAUAAAGCAUGCAACUGGGAACUUUGUCUUUAUAAUGGAUGCUGACCUUUCACACCACCCAAAAUUUAUUCCUGAGUUUAUAAAAAAGCAGCAAGAAGGGAACUACGACGUGGUGUCAGGAACAAGGUACAGGGGCAAUGGAGGGGUGUAUGGUUGGGAUCUCAAGAGGAAAGUCAUCAGUCGUGGUGCAAAUCUCCUGACUCAGAUCUUACUACGCCCAGGUGCAUCUGAUCUCACAGGUAGCUUCAGGUUAUACAGGAAAGACGUGUUGGAGAAACUGGUUCAGUCGUGUGUGUCUAAGGGCUAUGUGUUCCAGAUGGAGAUGAUAGUGAGGGCCAGACAGUUGGGAUACACCAUAGGCGAGGUUCCCAUUUCAUUUGUGGACAGAGUGUAUGGCGAGUCGAAGCUUGGCGGCAGUGAGAUCAUAGGCUUUGCUAAAGGACUGCUCUAUUUGUUUGCCACAACAUGACCAGUACCGACAGGUCACGUGACCGGGGUCAUUUUGAAGGACAUUAGCCUGGACUUGAUGACCCAUUGGGAAGGGAAUGGGGAUAGGGUUACUGCUUGGUUACCGGUGUCACUGACUCGGGACGACGUCGUGGUCAGACGGUCGGAAGAAAAAUCUUUUUUUUUUUUUUUUUU